AUGGACUAUCUCAUUACAGAGGGUUACCCGUCAGCUGCUGAGAAGUUUGCUGCCGAGGCGAAUAUUCAGCCCAUGGCAGAUUUUUCUUUUAUCCAGGAGCGCGUCCAGAUACGAGACUCCAUAUAUCGUGGGGACCUGCAGGCAGCUAUCGAACUCAUAAAUGAGCUCAACCCCGAACUACUGGACCUGGACAAGAAACUCCAUUUUUCUCUUUUACGCCUCCAGCUCGUCGAACUCAUUCGUCAAAGUUUCACCUCUUCGGACCCAAGUCUUGUAGGGAAGGCGAUUGAGUUUGCUCAAAACCAUCUCGCCCCAUACGCUCCUCUGGACGCACAAUUUAAAAUCGACCUCGAGCGAGCCAUGGCUCUCUUGAUCGUCCCGAAGGAGUCCUGGACCCACGCAGCGUCGUCAGGGUCCUCCGGGCCAUCAACAUCACAGGCUCAUGACGAUUUUGGAGCUCUGGCCGAGCUCGUAGACCCCUCAUUGCGACGCAAGGUUGCCAAAGACGUAAAUGAAGCCAUCCUUCAAUCUCAAGACCAGAGAAGAGAGGCCAACAUUCGUUAUCUCGUCAGAGCUCGCUCCUGGGCCGAACAACUCGCUCGUGAAAAGAAAGUUGAUCUACCCGAGCAUCUCAGCCUCGGUCUCGACGGCGAUCAGAUAGCAAAAGACAGUCAAAACGGACAUGGUGGAGACACCGAGAUGACAGAAAAUGGCGCCGAGGAUAACGGCAUGAGUGCCGACGCCGAUUUAGCACGAUAUACCAACAUUAAUACCUGA
Capronia epimyces CBS 606.96 is the source of this 777-nucleotide messenger RNA. RefSeq lists its product as uncharacterized. The transcript has 2 exons. Gene Ontology annotation, cellular component: cytoplasm; nucleus. Gene Ontology annotation, molecular function: protein binding. Bases 1 to 777 code for a protein of 258 amino acids. Lineage: Eukaryota; Fungi; Ascomycota; Eurotiomycetes; Chaetothyriales; Herpotrichiellaceae. The record is from RefSeq and is a predicted model, not a curated record. Gene Ontology annotation, biological process: proteasome-mediated ubiquitin-dependent protein catabolic process.